Molecule: messenger RNA, 1233 nt
Organism: Agelaius phoeniceus (red-winged blackbird)
Lineage: Eukaryota; Metazoa; Chordata; Aves; Passeriformes; Icteridae
Gene: CLMP
Product: CXADR like cell adhesion molecule
Cellular component (GO): cell surface; cytoplasmic microtubule; membrane
Source: RefSeq, a predicted model, not a curated record
AUGCAAUUACACUCAGUGCAUUCCAGAGGCGUUCCUGUGAAUGCUCUGCAGGUCUGCCUGCUGUCCUUGGGAGAGAGAGGAAGAAAAAAGGAGGACAAGUCCCUCUUGCUGGGAGACGGAAUGUCUGCAUUUUCAAUCCUCUUCUUAGCUUCCUGUUCCGUUUGGCUCAGCGAGGCUCAGACCGAGUUCAAGAGGGUGGCAGAAGAAAACGUGACCCUGCCCUGCCACCACCGCCUGGGGCUGCUGGAGCAGGGCAGCCUGGACAUCGAGUGGCUGCUGCACAUCUCCGAGACCGUGCAGAAAGCGGUGAUCACCUACUCUGGGGGCCGUGUUUAUGAUGACCUGAACGAGGAGCAGAAGGGCCGCGUCUCCUUCACCUCCAACUUCCUGGCGGGAGAUGCAUCCCUGCAAAUCAUCUCCCUGCAGUCCAGCGACGCGGGGAAAUACAUCUGCAAGGUCAAGAACGCCGGCCAGUACGAGUGGGCUCGCAUCACCCUCAAGGUCGUGGAGAAACCCUCCAAGCCCAAGUGCUGGCUGGAGGGGGAGCUGCUGGAGGGGAAGGAGCUGUCCCUGCAGUGCCGCUCCGCCUCGGGCACGGCCCCCAUCUCCUACCGCUGGCAGCGCCUCAGCGAGGAGGGCGAGAGGGCGGAGCAGCUGCCGCCCGGCUCCAGAGUCAACAUCUCGAACCCCGGGCAGGUUCUGCUGAAGAACCUGACGCAGAUGAGCACGGGGCUGUACCAGUGCGUGGCCACCAACGAGGCGGGGCAGGAGAGCUGCGUGCUGCAGGUGACGGUGCAGCAUGCACAAAACAUCAGCAUGAUCGCCGGGGCGGUGUGCGGAGUGGUGGUGGGGCUCUGCCUCCUCUUCCUGGUGGUGAGGCUGACCAUAAGGAGGAAAGAAAAGAAGAGAUACGAGGAGGAGGAGGCACCCAACGAGAUCAGGGAAGACGCCGAGGCACCCAAGGCUCAUCUCGUCAAACCCAGCUCCUCCUCCUCGGGCUCCCGCAGCUCCCGCUCGGGUUCCUCCUCCACCCGGUCCACAGCCAACAGUGCCUCCCGCAGCCAGCGGACUUUGUCCACCGAAGCCACUCCUCACCUCACCCCGCCCCAGUACAGCCAGCGGCAGCUGGACAGGAAAGAGGAACCCAAAAAAGCCGAUUACAACCACCUGGUGAAGGUGGCAGUGCCGGCCGCGAUGGUGCCCGCGCAGAGCCGCGCGUUCCAAACCGUGUGA